Mus pahari (shrew mouse) is the source of this 2008-nucleotide messenger RNA. RefSeq names its product zinc finger protein 501-like. The coding region runs from base 1 to 1389 and encodes 462 amino acids. The transcript is spliced from 3 exons. NCBI's taxonomy places the organism in Eukaryota, Metazoa, Chordata, Mammalia, Rodentia, Muridae. Gene Ontology annotation, molecular function: RNA polymerase II cis-regulatory region sequence-specific DNA binding; DNA-binding transcription factor activity, RNA polymerase II-specific. The record is from RefSeq and is a predicted model, not a curated record. Gene Ontology annotation, biological process: regulation of transcription by RNA polymerase II.
AUGACCCCGCUAGACAGGAGUCUUUCCGUGCUUCCGGGUUCAUUUUGCAAUUGUGAUUCUCCAAACUCUGCGGCGUUCUCAAAGUUGGGACAGUGUGGCUUGUUCUUCGCGCUUAACAUGGAGUUUUUAAGUCGAGACUCCUUUACAUUAUAUGAUAAUAUGAUUAGCUCUACCCAAUAUAUUUUUCUAGAUGACAGAUCAAAACUCCACAAAUGUAAAGAGUGUGGGAAGGCCUUUGAUAGGAACUCAGUCCUUAUUCAACAUCAAAGAAUUCAUACUGGAGAGAGAUCCUAUAAAUGUGAAGAAUGUGGCAAAUCUUUUAAUUAUUCUUCCAGCCUUAAACAGCACCAAAGAAUUCAUACUGGAGAGAAACCUUACAAAUGUGAAGUAUGUGGCAAAGCUUUUAACUGUUCUUCAUAUCUGGGAAAGCAUCAAAGAAUCCAUACUGGAGAGAAACGCUACAGAUGUGAAGAAUGUGGUAAACCUUUUACUAAUUGUUCAGGACUGAUUGUUCACAGAAGAGUUCAUACUGGAGAGAAACCCUACAAAUGUGAAGAAUGUGGCAAGGCCUUUAGUGUUCGCACAACACUUUCUAACCAUCAGACAAUUCACACUGGAGAGAAACCUUACAAAUGUGAUGAAUGUGGCAUGGCCUUUAAUGUUCGCUUCCUUCUUUCUAAGCACCAGCAAACUCAUACUGGGGAGAAACCCUACAAAUGUAAAGAAUGUGGCAAAGCUUUUAACUGUUCUUCCAGCCUUCACCAACACCAACAAAUUCAUAGGGGAGAGAAACUCUAUAAGUGUGAUGACUGCGGGCAGGCCUUUAGCUGUUCAUCAUAUCUGUAUAAGCAUCGUCGAAUCCAUACUGGCAUGAAACCCAGCAAAUGCAAGGAAUGUGGCAAGACCUUUUACUGUUCUGUAAACCUUAUUUACCACCAGAGAAUUCAUACUGGAGAGAAACCAUAUAAAUGUAAUGAGUGUGGUAAAGCCUUUAGCAUUUACUCAAGAUUUAUGAAACACCAGAGAAUACAUAGUGGAGAAAAACCCUAUAAAUGCAAAGAAUGUGAGAAAGCCUUUAAUAAUUGUUAUAAUCUAACUCAACACCAAAGAAUUCAUACUGGAGAGAAACCAUACAAAUGUAAAGACUGUGGCAAAGCCUUUCAUUAUACUUCAAGCCUUGCUCAACAUGAAAGAAUUCACACUGGAGAGAAACCUUACAAAUGUGAAGAAUGUGGCAAGGCCUUUAAUUCUUCAUCAAAUCUUAAAAAUCAUUGGAGACUCCAUACUGGCGAGAAGCCCUACAAAUGUGAACAAUGUGGGAAAGCCUUUAAAGACUGUUCUAGCUUUACUCGACACUAUAGAAUUCAUACUAGAGAAAAUCCAGAUUAGCGCAACCACUGUCACAAAGCUUUCCUUAACCAUUUACUGACAAUUCAACACUAAAGAAUUCAUAUGCGAAGGAAGGGAACAAGGGAAGACCGUUAGCUUAACCCUUAUUUACCCUCCUCCAUUACAGCAUUAGAGAUCUUAUAAUGUAAGGAAGAUGGCCAUGAUGAGCAAUCUAUACUCAAACUGUAUACGUGCACAGUGCCUGGGCAAGGAACACUGUCAAAUAUAUAAAACUGAGACAAUCGAACUCUUACAGUAAGAAGCACUGUGUAUAUAGUGUUACAAGAUCACAUUUAAGAGAUAUAAGAGACAAAUUCCAGGAGGUAUAUAGAAUUUAGCAAAACAACAAAUACUGCUUUUAAUUGGCAGGAAAAUGUUUGGUGCGAUAUAAAAACUCAUUAUAUACUUUGGGAUCAUGCCGAUAAGUCUGUGAGGACAUCAAUAUGUUAUAAAUCCAAAUUAUAAGCUCAGUUUUGUUAAGUGGUAAGAUCACAACAUCUAGUGAUUUUAUUAGAAGAACAAGACUGAGUCCUGAAGUUUCCAAGUCUGUUUUUUUUUCCCCAAAGACUAUAGAUACAUUAUUAGAAUAUGAAGUUUAGUAACUUUUACAAAUAAAAAG